Messenger RNA from Giardia duodenalis, 966 nucleotides. RefSeq lists its product as uncharacterized. The record is from RefSeq and is a predicted model, not a curated record. Bases 1 to 966 code for a protein of 321 amino acids. NCBI's taxonomy places the organism in Eukaryota, Fornicata, Diplomonadida, Hexamitidae. The transcript has a single exon.
AUGCCCAGAGAGCCAGUCUCCACAGCAAAGAUCUUUGGCGACCAGCCAGAGCAGGCCAGGGAUCAUGCAGUGAAAGUACGGAAUAAUCUCCAAUGGCUAGAGGCUUUAUUAGACGAGCUAGCACAUUUUGCUGCCUCUGCCCGCAGGCUCAGUCAUAUAGCGUCUUCAAUUCCGCACCCAAACAUUUUAGGAAUGGAUAUGACUAACUUUUACAACGCAUGUCAGGUGCUACAGAUGGCAGGAGUGAAGCUUAGCUCUGUAGCCAACACCCAAUCCAGAGCUAGGAUCCACAACGCAGUCGCUAAUUUUACCGGCGAGCUGUCUCGUGCAUCGUCAAAUAUAUAUUUAGAAAGCAAGAGGAGAGCAGGCAAUAGGCCAUUCCUUAGCAGCUCCAAGAGCCCUGAGGCGUCCACCAGUGGCAGCAAACAUAUCAUAGACCAUAUGCCAAGGAUUUUGGAAAUGCUGGAGGCGGCGGAUUGCGAGGCCUCCAAUCUGUUUGAAAGAAACCUUCAGGAACUUAUGGAGGCUAUGAAAUCGUUUACAGAAGUGGCUAGCAAGGCUGCAGAGAUUCUCUCCACAGAGGUUAACUCUGCUGAUUUGGGUGCUGCCAUGGAGGGGUUUUUGGUGGCAGGAGAAAGACGCCAGCUUCCAGUGGACUGCCUCGACUACCGAGCCGGGUAUGCUCCGGUGUUGUACAACGAUGAAGAUAACGAUGAUUAUAUCAUCAAUGCAUAUAACAGGAACUCUGUGAACCCAGUAUCUGCCCUAUCUGCGCGUGAGAGCCUGUCAGGGAGCGGUCUGGGAAGUUCUUACAAAGCACGAUCUCCUGCAUUCGGUAGCAAGGGGCCACGCUCUCCGUCUUCGAAGACGACAUCACUACUUCAGAUUAUCAUGCAACGACAACAGAAUCCUCACGAGUGCGACGAGUUGGAAGAGGAAGAGGAAGAGAGGUCCAGCAGCGGCUAG